UAAAUAAAUAUCUUGAAUGGAGAUUCCAGCCAACGCCUUUCACAUGAGGACACAGGAUUUGGGAGGGGAAGGAGAAGUGAAUGAAGCAAGCUAUUGGUGUAGAGUGGCCGUUUGACGGACGGUUAUGGGAUUGUACACACCCUUCACCCACGGAUGGAGAUGGCAGGCAAACCGAGGGCCGCAGCUGCGCAGGCGCACUCCCAACCGCCGGGGAGGCGGUCGUUCGCUGCCCGCCCCACCGCAGUCGGGUGACGUCACGCGGCGGGCUCCGGAGUCAGGUGACAUCGCGGCGACCGUUGACGUUGCGUAGGCGUCGGCGAGGUGUUGACGAUGCGGCGACACGUUUUCCUGACGGGCCUGCCAGGUGUUGGUAAAACAACCUUAAUUCACAAAACCAUAGAUGUCUUGAAAUCUUCUGGGGUUCCAAUUGAUGGAUUUUAUACUGAAGAAGUCAGGAAAAAUGGAAGAAGAAUUGGAUUUGAUGUUGUUACAGUAUCUGGUAAGCGAGGAACUUUGUCCAGAACUAGGAAUGAUGCAGGUACUUUGAAUAGUGGGAGAUGUGAAUACAGAGUUGGUCAAUAUGCAGUGGAUCUUCCGUCAUUCGAACGUCUGGCUCUACCACUUCUCACAAAUGUUAAUGGCAAAGAUGACAAAGAGAAAAAGGUGUAUGUGAUAGAUGAGAUAGGAAAAAUGGAGCUCUUUAGUGAACCCUUUAUCCAGGCUGUACGUCAAAUCCUAGAUGGAACUGCUGCCACUAUACUCGGAACAAUUCCGGUCCCAAAGGGAAAACCUUUGGGUCUUGUGGAAGAUAUCAGAAGCAGAAGGGAUGUUAAAAUCUUCAAUAUUACAAAGGAUAAUAGGAACAGUAUUGUUCAAGAGAUUAUUGCAACAGUGCAAGACUGCAGAAAGUUGAAUGGAAACUGAAGUAUCAUCAAGAACCUGAGAUUUGGAUUGUGAUAAUUAAAGGAUGUAUGUGCUUUUUGAUUAGCCAUAAUUCUGUUUUAUGCUUCAGAGUUUCUGUUUUGUUUCAAAACCAACUUUUCAGUAAUGCUUAUGGAUUAAAAAUACUUCAAGUUGCUCUUUCAGCUUCCAAGGUACCGUGAUAAUUUCCUCUUGUAUAUAAAAGUGGUUAUUUUUGUUUACCCCCUGAUUUAUGUACAUGUUUUAAGAUGGUAGUUGAAUCGUUACAGGAAUGUGUUGUCAUUUGUCUUGUUGAUCAUUAUGCCUGUAUAGCAAGGGAUCUCAGCGUGAUGAAGACUAGUCCUUCACCAGGAAAUUAUUUGAAAUAAAGAUAAAUGAGAAAGUUCAUCAGUUUUCAGUAUUUCAGGUAAUUACUAAAUAGAAGAGAUUCUGCUGCUCUUUGAAUUCUGUAUUAAGAUUGCUCCUGUCAUCCAAUCCUGGUAUGUGAAUAAAUUCCUGGAAGUGGUUUGAGUUAUUGAUUAAAAUGUCUCUUUGAGUCUGCAUGUCUGUUGGUGUUGCUCUGCUGUUAAUCUAUUGAAACUCGUAAUCCUACAACAAAGAUGAGAGUGAACCAAAAAUCAGUCACAUAGAACAGAACAAGCCCUUCGCCCACAAUGAUGUGCCAACAUAGCUAAUCCAUCCAUUUUCCUCUUAUUCAUGGGCAAGGAAUAAUUAGGAAUCUCAAUACUGACAAGAGUCUGGUUACUGGAUAAAAGAUAUUCAUCCACACAAUAUAUUGUGUUCAGUGAAGUGUGUCAUUAUGACAUUGUAAGCUCUGAAUUUACAGAAAAUCAGGACAGGAUUUAUGCUGAGUUGUGGAUCAGUGGUGAAAGGGAGGGGCACAAAGAUCUGAUAUGUGAGUGACACAGUUCCAUCAUGAAACCCUUGCUCUUGGUCCAUAAGGCUGAUUAGAACAGCACAGGAACAGGCCCUUCGGCCCAUGAUGUUGUGCUGAAUUAAUUAAACUAAUGACACCCAAUCCCUUCUGCCUGCACAUGGUCAGUAUCCCUCCAUUCUCUGCUGCAUAUUCAUGUGCCUAAGAACCUCUUAAAUGCCUCCAUCACCACCCUUGGCAGUGCAUUCCAAGCACCUGCUGCUCUGUGUCAAAAAAAAAUCUGCCCCACACAUCUCCUUUGAACUUGCCCCCUCUCACCUUAAAUGCAUGCCCUGAAGAACUAGAUUAGAGGUACAGAUUGAGUAUUUGGCCACUAUCUUUUCCCCAGGAAAGUCAUAAGCUUCUAUCAGGUCUGAUAGAAGCUUAUGACUUCAGCCUCCACUGCUCCAGGGAAAACUCUGGUUUAUCCAACCUCUCCUUGUAGCACAUACCCUCUAAUCUGGGCAGCAUCCUGCUAAAUCUCUUCUGCACCCUCUCCAUAGCCUUCACAUCCUUCCUAUAAUGGGGCAAUCAGAAUUGAAUGCAGUACUCCAGAUGCAGCCCGAUUAGAGUUUUAAAGUUGUAAGAUCACUUCCUGACUCUUGAACUUAAUGCCUUUGACUAAUAAAGGCAAGCAUGCCAUAUGCCUUCUUUACCACCCUAUUGAUGUGAUUAAUAUAUCUUUGGUGGUCUUCAGUUUCAGAACUACCAAGGGUUGUUUGAUAAUCUGCAUUCCCGGAACUGCACCUAUCUAUCUUUAACGUGCAAACUGAUUUGUCCUGUCAGUACUCCAAAUGUGUUGAAGUUGUUAAAUAAUAUUAAGACAGAUAAAUCUCCAGGGCCUGACGGGAUUUUCCCCAGGCUGCUUCGAGAGGCUAGGGAGGAGAUUGUUGAACCGCUGGUAAGGAUCUUUGAGUCCUCGUUGUCCACGGGGAUGGUGCCAGAGGAUUGGAGGGUUGCGAAUGUUGUUCCCUUGUUCAAAAAAAGGUAAUUGGGAUAGGCCAGGGAAUUAUAGACCGGUGAGUCUCACGUCUGUGGUGGGUAAGCUGUUGGAAAGGAUUCUAAGGAAUAGGAUUUAUGGACUGAUUAGGGACAGCCAGCAUGGCUUUGUGAAGGGAAGAUCUUGCCUCACAAGCCUGAUAGAGUUCUUUGAGGAGGUGACCAGGAAGAUUGAUGAGGGCAGUGCGGUGGAUGUGGUUUGCAUGGAUGUUAGUAAGGCGUUUGAUAAGGUUCCUCAUGGUAGGCUUUUUCAGAAGGUCAGAGGCCAAGGGAUCCAAGGAAGCUUGGCUGUGUGGAUUAGGAAUUGGCUUGCAUGUAGAAAGCAGAGGGUUGUGGUGGAAGGAGUGCCCUCAGAUUGGAAGGCAGUAACUAGUGGUGUCCCGCAGGGAUCGGUUCUGGGACCUCUACUUUUUGUGAUAUCUAUAGAUGACUUGGUGGAGGGCUGGGUUAGUAGGUUUGCGGAUGACACUAAGAUAGGCGGUGUUGUGGAUAGUGUGGAGGGCUGUCGGAGCUUACAGAGGGAUAUUGAUAGGAUGCAGAGCUGGGCUGACAAGUGGCAGAUGGAGUUCAAUCCGGAGAAGUGUGAGGUGGUACACUUUGGAAGGACAAACUCCAGGGCAGAGUACUGGGUGAAUGGCAAGGUACUUGGCAGUGUGGAGGAGCAGAGGGAUCUGGGGGUUCAUAUUCACAGUUCAUUGAAAGUUGCCUCACAGGUGGAAAGAGCAGUUAAGAAGGCCAAUGGGAUGUUGGCUUUCAUAAGUCGUGGGAUUGAGUUUAAGAUCUGCGAGGUGAUGAUGCAGCUUUACAAAUCUCUAGUUAGGCCACACUUAGAGUACUGUGUUCAGUUCUGGUCGCCUCAUUAUAGGAAGGAUGUGGAGGCGUUGGAGAGGGUGCAGAGGAGAUUUACCAGGAUGCUGCCUGGAUUAGAGAGUAUUGAAUAUGAGGAGAGGCUUAAGGUGCUAGGGCUUUAUUCACUGGAAAGGAGGAUGAGAGGAGACAGAGGUAUAUAAAAUACUGAGAGGAAUAGACAGACAGUCAGCGCCUCCUUCCCAGGGCACCAAUGCUCAAGAUGAGAGGGCAUGGCUUUAAGGUUAUGGGGUGAGAGGUUCAGGGGAGAUGUCAGGGGGAGGUUUUUCACCCAGAGAGUGGUUGGUGCAUGGAAUGCGCUGCCUGGGGUGGUGGUGGAGGCAGAUACAUUGAACAGGUUCAAGAGCUUGUUGGAUAGGCAUAUGGAGGAGUGUGGGAUGGGGGAAUAUGUGGGAGGAAGGGGUUAGGUAGUGUGAGGGUGGUUUGAUGGACAGCACAACAUGGUGGGCCAAAGGGCCUGUUUUGUGCUGUAUGGUUCUAUGGUUCAAAGAGUAAAGGUAGUGUGCUUGCCUGUCUGUGACAUUGGAACAACUUAAACUAGGCAUUUGCACUCUAGUACUUUCUCAGGCUGCUCAGCUGCAUACCAUGAGAAUGAGAUACAACAUUGGAAUCCAUGCUCUUAACAAACCCAUCAGACUACAGAUAUUCAAAGAUCUUGCUGUUCGACUUUGGCCUCUAUUUGCAAAUGAAGCAAUGGUAGUUAAAGCAGCCUUUCCCAUCCAGAAAAUUUAGAUUAAUCCAGUAAAUAAAACAAAAGUGUCUAAGAUAUUCUGGUUUCAAGGACCAGAGUGCCAGAGUUUGGUGAAUGCAAGUGGCCUGAGGGCUACCUGUACCUUUGAGCAGCAUUCUAAUAUAUUUGCCAUCAGCCUUUUUUGUAUUGGACUAUCUACUACAACUGCUACACUCUGUACUGAGUCCAAUUAAGAUUUUAAAAAGAUGGCAAUCUUAAAGAAUGUCACCUUUAUUAACCUCUUAUUAUGUUGAGGAUUAUCCAUUUAAAGUGUUAAAGACUAUUGGGAAGGAGAGGAGGCCAACAGCUUGAAGCAGUAACUGACCUUGCUGGCAUGAGGAGACUGAAAUGGCACUGUAUUUGCUUACCUAACAAUUGGCUAUAGUUCAGUAGUAAUUAAUUGGCUGUAAAGUAUCUUGGAUCACCUGAAGAGGUUAUCAACCUGAGUAAAGUUUCAGGGCUAAAACGACACAUUGCUCUUGCACUAUCCAGCACAAUUUGGAAAUAAUGCAUUAACUGUUUAAAAUUCAUGAUUUUACUCAAAGCAGAAAGUGAUCAACUGAUCACACGUUAAGUGGGACAAGUGAAUUCUUUAUAGCAAAUGGUUGCAUUUGAAAAGAUGUGAACUGUACAUCUUUGUGAUUUGUAAAUUGUAAUACUAAUUGAUUGUUUCUCUCAGGUUUUAGUUUUUUAAAAAGUGAAAUUAAAUGGAGAUAUUUAACAGGUAUAAAAUGAUCUUGUUUAAGGAUGAAGUCUUGGAAGCGUGGCGACACUUGUGGGCGGCCCUCAGAACACUACGCAAAAGAUGCAUUUCACUGUGUGUUUUGAUGUACAUGUGACUAAUAAAGAAAUCUUGUCUUGGUUACGCA
Messenger RNA from Pristis pectinata (smalltooth sawfish), 5299 nucleotides. It is a transcript of the gene ntpcr, whose product is annotated as nucleoside-triphosphatase, cancer-related. Gene Ontology annotation, molecular function: ATP hydrolysis activity. The record is from RefSeq and is a predicted model, not a curated record. The transcript is spliced from 5 exons. Lineage: Eukaryota; Metazoa; Chordata; Chondrichthyes; Rhinopristiformes; Pristidae. Bases 331 to 924 code for a protein of 197 amino acids.